Messenger RNA from Thrips palmi, 895 nucleotides. RefSeq lists its product as uncharacterized. The transcript has 2 exons. The record is from RefSeq and is a predicted model, not a curated record. Gene Ontology annotation, cellular component: nuclear body; BRISC complex; BRCA1-A complex. NCBI's taxonomy places the organism in Eukaryota, Metazoa, Arthropoda, Insecta, Thysanoptera, Thripidae. Gene Ontology annotation, biological process: positive regulation of DNA repair; mitotic G2 DNA damage checkpoint signaling; protein K63-linked deubiquitination. The coding region runs from base 175 to 873 and encodes 232 amino acids.
AGAAAUACAGUAGGGUGACUUGGUAGCACUGCAUGCACUGAGCUGACCGAUAAGUUCUUCAUACAUUAUUGUCCUUGGAUGUGGAUGUGAAGACUCAAACUACUCAAAACCAAAACAUCUCAAAUCAUAACUUCAGCCGGCCACCGAAGACUGAUUGAAAGGUGGACAUUUGCCAUGGAAGUCGCCGAAACACUCGGAGGGCGAGGGCAGUACCCAAUGAUUAGGCCUUGCCAUGCAGAGAGGAUUGUCCUGUGCAUCGAUGCCUGCGAUGACAGGCUGAGGUACCCUGGAGGGCCGCAAGGCGGCAAGCAGUUUUCCACUUUUGGCACAAUCAAGAAAUGUGCCGAAGCGUUUCUACACAACAAAUCCGCUAUGAACCCUGACCAUCACUUUUCCCUACUCACGUUCAAGGGUAACACAUGCUACAUGGGUCCUUUCAACAAUAAGGCCCAUGAGCUCGUGAGGCAGCUUCAAGCUAUGACACCUAAUGCAUCGCCUGACCACCCAGUUCCUUUGAGCCGUGUCUUUGAUUUAGUGUACGACAAAGUGUUGAAAAAUGAAGAGGAAGAUGAACAUAUGCCAUUACGAAUAGUUCUUUUUUAUGGUCGAUCUGGUAUGUGCGUUAUGGGCGAGAAUGUACUUUCAAGAUUCAAGAAUGUUCUUGUCGAUAUUCUUUAUAUUCAUAGACCUGUGUUGUCAGCCAAGGAAAACAAAAGAGUGAUAUCUAACUUUUCAGAAUUACAGUCAUGUUUGUCAGAAAAAUCUUUUUGUUUUGCUUCUCUCUGUGAGAGUCUUCUUGCACUUCAGUAUACCAUGAACCUUCUCAUGCACCCCAACAUUCGGGUGCCCAAUGUUAAUGCUAGAACUGAAUAAAUGUAUCAUGAUGGCUUACCAA